Molecule: messenger RNA, 997 nt
Organism: Leptonychotes weddellii (Weddell seal)
Lineage: Eukaryota; Metazoa; Chordata; Mammalia; Carnivora; Phocidae
Source: RefSeq, a predicted model, not a curated record
AUGGCAGAGUGUUGGCCUUGUGACAGACUGUUGGCUAUUGAUAAAUCUGGGGGAAAGGGAAAUCCUGGAGGCAAGACCCUUGAGGAGAGACGUUCUAGCCUGGAUGCCGAGAUAGACUCGCUGACCAGUAUCUUGGCAGACCUUGAGUGCAGCUCUCCUUACAAGCCUCGACCCCCACAGGGGUCUGCUAGUUCGACAGCCUCUCCUCCAGCCUCCACCCCUGUCACAGGACACAAAAGAAUGGUUAUACCAAACCAACCCCCUCUAACAGCAACCAAAAAGUCUACAUUGAAACCACAGCCUGCACCCCAGGCUGGACCCAUCCCCGUGGCGCCAAUCGGAACACUAAAACCCCAGCCUCCACCGGUCCCCGCCUCCUAUACAACAGCGUCCACGCCUUCCAGGCCUACCUUCAAUGUGCAAGUCAAGUCAGCCCAGCCCAGCUCUCUUUACAUGGCUUCUCCUUCAUCGGGACAAUUUUAUGGCCCGGGCCCAGGACCCCAGGGCUAUAACGCUCCACCAGUUUCUAUCUCUGGGCAGUGCCCACCUCCUUCAACACGGGGGGGCAUGGAUUAUGCAUAUAUUCCACCGCCAGGACUUCAGCCUGAGUCUGGGUAUGGGUACACCCCCAACCAAGGACGUUACUAUGAAGCCUAUUGCCCCACGGGGCCUGGCUAUGGGGGCAAAAAUGACUCUGAUCCGGCUUAUGGUCAGCAAGGUCACCCAAAUGCCUGGAAGCGGGAACAAGGGUAUACUCCUUCUGGAACAGGAAACCAGAACCCGGCUGGGAUGUAUCCAGUUGCUGGUCCCAAGAAGACCUAUAUCACAGAUCCUGUUUCAGCACCGUGCGCACCACCACUGCAACAAAAGGGUGGACAAACAGGUUCCAUGGGGCCUCCAGCUGUCCCCCCCUCAUUCCGCCCUGAAGAUGAGCUUGAACACCUGACCAAGAAGAUGCUGUAUGAUAUGGAAAAUCCACCUGCUGAUGAAUACUUUG